Molecule: messenger RNA, 1959 nt
Organism: Lecanosticta acicola
Lineage: Eukaryota; Fungi; Ascomycota; Dothideomycetes; Mycosphaerellales; Mycosphaerellaceae
Source: the annotation of a GenBank genome assembly
AUGUCGGGCACACGGCGCCUAUUGAGCGCGUCGACACAACUUUUACGGCAUGACCUAGGACUCAACAGAUCCCGAUGGCGGAGUCUGCAGCGACAAUGCCACCGCCAGCUGUCCUUGCACUCCGGCCGGACACGCAUAGCCCAAAAUCUACGAUACCCUCGAAGAUACCAGUCGAAUACGAGCGACGCGGCGAAGAAGGGAGCCGAAGAUGCGGCAAAAUCCGCCGAGCAGACCGCGAAACAGACAGGAGAAGCAGCAAAGUCUGCCGCCACGACUGCUGCGAAGAAAACCGCCUCGGGAGGUUCAAGAGUGAUCGCGUAUAUUUACGGUACUGGGCUUGUCCUGCUUCUGUCCUUCGGAUACCUCUACGUAACAGACACUCGCGCAAGCAUUCACCAGUACCUCAGUGUUCCUCUUGUACGACUCAUUCAUAGCGAUGCCGAGGAGGCACACCAUGCAGGAGUCCGAUAUAUCAAGGGGCUUUACGACUUUAACCUACAUCCGCGGGAAAGAGGGAAUGCUGAUCAAGAGCUGGGCGAUUUGAGGGUGGAGGUCUUUGGACACAUAUUAGACAACCCAAUUGGCACAAGCGCGGGUAUCGACAAGGAUGCUGAGAUUCCGUCCGCGUUGUUUGCACUAGGACCUGCAGUUGUAGAAGUUGGAGGAGCGACGCCCUUGCCGCAGGAGGGGAAUCCGAAGCCCAGAGUGUUCCGGAUACCUAGCCAGAACGCGCUGAUUAAUCGGUAUGGUCUCAACUCGGAGGGAGCAGAGCAUGUAGCUAUGCAGCUGAGAGAGCGAGUGCGAUCGUAUGCUUACGAUAACGGCAUCGGCCUGGGCGCAGAUGCCGAGCGAAUUGUGUUGGAUGGAGAAGCUGAGGUUCCCCCUGGCAGUCUGGUACCAGGAAAGCUACUUGCGGUGCAAGUUGCGAAGAACAAAACCACGCCCGACGAUGACAUUGCAGCAAUCGCAAGAGACUACGUGUUUUGCGUAGACCGGCUGGCCAAGUACGCGGACAUCUUGGUGGUUAAUGUUUCCUCGCCCAACACUCCUGGACUUCGCGACUUACAGGCCACCGCACCAUUGACGGCCAUACUGACAGCUGUGGUGGACACCGCGAGAGCUACAGAUCGAAAGACUAAGCCUGCAGUCAUGGUCAAGGUAUCGCCCGAUGAAGACAGCGAUGCCCAAGUUGAGGGAAUUUGCAGCGCUGUCUGGGCCUCUGGCGUAGACGGCGUCAUUGUCGGGAAUACCACCAAGAAGCGACCGGAUCCGAUUCCUCAAGGCUACAUUAUGCCUGCAAACGAGACCAGGAUUCUCAACGAAGUCGGCGGCUACUCGGGGCCCCAAAUGUUCCAGCGUACAUUAGACUUAGUGAAACGAUACAGAACGAAACUUGAUCAAGGACCACAGGACGAUGCGCCUAGUAGGACACCAGCAUCAUCCCGAGAAGUUCCUGUUGAUGAUACCAAGUCAUCUGUUGGAUCUGUGGAUGAAAGCGUAAAGCGAGAUGCGAACCGCCUAAAACCUCUUACUGCCGAGGCGGAGAAGGAUAGCAAGCAGCCACUUGUACAACUCCCAGACCGACAUUCCUCUGAAAGCACAUCCGAGAAGGCAAGAGGAUUGGAACAGGCUGCAAGCACUGAUGUCUCGAACUCGGCUCCAGCCUCUCAGCCAACGCAUACCACUAGAGAGGCCGCGCAAGGAGCACUGGACAAAAUCAUCUCCGCGGACGGCACGGAGAAGAAAUCUUCCGCAAACACGCCUUCGCCGGUGGAGCCUUUACCCGCCAAGGUCAUAUUCGCGACCGGCGGCAUCACCAAUGGCGAGCAAUGCCUGGACAUCUUGAACGCAGGCGCAAGCGUUUGUCAGGUCUACACUGCUAUGAUGUAUGGUGGUGUCGGGACAAUAACGAGGAUGAAGAGCGAGAUGCGGGACGCGAUCAAAAAGCAGCAAAAGUAA